Bubalus bubalis (water buffalo) is the source of this 7105-nucleotide messenger RNA. RefSeq names its product solute carrier family 20 member 2 (gene SLC20A2). Gene Ontology annotation, biological process: phosphate ion transmembrane transport. Gene Ontology annotation, cellular component: membrane. The record is from RefSeq and is a predicted model, not a curated record. Gene Ontology annotation, molecular function: phosphate transmembrane transporter activity. NCBI's taxonomy places the organism in Eukaryota, Metazoa, Chordata, Mammalia, Artiodactyla, Bovidae. The coding region runs from base 3862 to 5799 and encodes 645 amino acids. The transcript has 13 exons.
GUGCGGCCCGGCUCCCCUCCCCGGCCCCGCGGCCCCCGGGGCUCGGUGGCCCGCGUCCGGCCGCCCCGGCCUGGAGUCCACCUGCGUCCGGCCGCGGUGCGCCCGAGCGCGCGCGGCGAAGGGACGGGGGCUCCCGGGAGCCCUGGCGCCGGCCCGGCGUGCGGGGAGGGCGUGUGCCUUGGCCGCCCCCGCCCCUGGUCGAGAUUCAGCUUGGAAACGCAAAGAUUUCCACCCCCCCACCCCCCGCCCCAGUUCGUGAUGUGGGCGUAGGGUUACUUUUCGUAUUGACUUAGGAAAGCACGUGCUCUCCAAACUGGCUUUUGCGCUUUCCCUGUCAUCGUAAAUGAUGCGUGGCCGAAGCGACUGAAAUGUUUUAAAAGCCGGAUGCGCCCAGGAUGAUGUAGUCAUGUCAGUUUAAGUGGCUUUGGGGUAUAAUUUUGUGUGUGUGUAAGGACUUGCAAAAAAAAUUCCGGCAAGAAACAUGUAAUGAAUUUAUGUAGGAUUUCAGCGUCAGUAUUGAAGUAAUCAGAUUUCAGUGGUUGGCACAGCCUCUCAAGUAAAUGGCCCCUUAUCCACGAGGUUGAGGUCUUAACUGUUCAUUUUGAGCGAGUUCUCUAGGAUCAGCUGACUGCUGAUUAUAAUUUGCUCUAGACGACGUAGAGGUUGUGUCCUUAGUUGAUAAGCAGAGAUUAGAGCUAACAUUUAACAUUCUACCCCGUAGCAAGUUUUCUCUGCUUCUUUUCGGAUCAUUCUGUUCAAAUUAAACUCACGUCUGUCUAGAUGAAGAGCAUUGCUUGGUGCAUAACAUAAAAGCUUUAUUUCUAGUAGUAACACGUAUUAGCUUAUAUACAUUAUGUAUAUAUAAUCAUGCUCUACAACUGUUUAGUAUGAUUCCAAAGUUGGAAAAUUAGGAACAGUAAUACUGGGCAAUGUUGAGUAGUGAUUGUUUGCCAGACUUGUUUCAAAUCAUCUACACGCUUUAUCUCAUUUAAUCUUUGGGAUAACUUUUUGCAUAAACAUAGGUUACUCUUAAAUACUUGAGUACACGAGUUGGAUUUGAAUGUGUCCAAAUGGUGAAUAUGUACAUUAAUUGUUUCUGUUUCUGUAAAACAAGGGUGUUGGCAAUAUAAAAUGACUGAGUAAAAUGUGUUUUUCAAGUUGGAAGAUGGCUUUUCAAUUCCGUGGAAUUGCAAUUAGUCCCUUUAUUGGAGUAUUCAGUAGUUUCCAAAGCCCUGUGUCUCUUUUUAAUCAAAGUUCCCAUUACAUGUCAUUGUCACUCAAUCAACAGGCUGUGCUUGGACGUUCAGAAAAAGUAAAUGUUGGAAAGCCUUAAUUGCCCCUGGUGAAAGGUCUCCUCUUACCCUGUUUAGUCUCCUAGUGACAUUCCUAAUUAGGGGUUAACAAAUGACAUACAGGAAGGGGGAUUUUCCAGUACCAAACCGAGGGAAUAAAAAACAGUGGGUUGGCUGUUACUUUGUUGAUGAGUCUAACAUUCAUGGGUACAUGAAGGUUAAGAAUGUUCUGUAACCUAUAUUGUAGGGGUUCUAACCUCAUUUUUCAGUUUGCCUUUGAAUGUCUUAAACAUAUUCUAGUCCAGUACUUUGUGCAUGAAGAAAUUUUUGACUGGAUUUAAUUGAGUAGUUUGGACAGCCUUAAUCAAGUUUAUUCUGGGUCUUCCCUGGCAGUCUACUGGUUAAGACUACUUCCAGUGCAGGGGGCGUGGUUUCCAUCGCUGGGCGGGCGAGUUGCGCAGGGCAACCAAAAAAAAAAAAAAAGAUUAUUCUGUUUCCAGGGGCGAUGGUGGGAUCCAGCAGUGUGCAUCCUAUGAGAGCAGAAGCUGUUGAAAGGCCUGCAGAGGAUGAGGGAAGCGCUCAGAAACGUGUCUCAUUUGUGAUGAGAGCGUGUUGGACUUGACCCAUCUUUGUAUAGUGGUCCGCCAUCAGCAAGGGAUUGAGAAUGCUUUUGCCGGUCGAUAUUUAUAAGAGGUUCCUUUACCCGAAGGCAUCCUCUUCCGGGAGGAGAUGAGUGGAGGUUUGUCAUCAAUGGAAGGCUGUAGAAGACAAAGAUGCAAGUGUUAAUCCUUCCGCCCAUCGUGACUAACUGAUUCCUGCCACCACAUGCAUCUCCAGGCCCUUCCCUGGGAGAUAUUUGGUGUCUGUGGGCAGGCCCUAGAAGAAGAGGGAAGGAAGGGAAAGGGUGGGAGGAGCCAGAGCACAGGGCUUUAUGAACGGGCUUUCAUUUGGGCCUCCAUAGCCUCUGAAAACCUUUCCAAUAAUACUGACUGUGUGUGUCUGUAAACCUCUUAUAUGUUAUUUGUGUUCAGAAAUAGUAGAGAAUGUCUCUUUAAUGUGCUUCAUAAACAGUGGAGCAUAUUGAGAGUACAGAACAGGAAGUUGUUCACUUCUGUAUGUUUGCCGUUGUUGGAAGCUGGAGCGACUGUAAUGCCAGCCUUGGCUCCUGUCUGUGAGGCACUGAAGCGGUGUUGUGUUCCAUCUGAGAGGAGAACACCCCUUCCUCCUUCCUUCAGAACUCAGCUGUCACGGGGAGUGAGUGCCCUUUUAGGUCCUGCGGCGCUGGGGCCUUUUCUAGGUCCCGCAUGGCUGUAUCUCGGCCUGCGGAAGGUGUGCAGUGAAUGUUUGUGGGAUGACCAGGUAUGCUGGAAUCCGCUGGAACCUGCUGUCUGUGCCCACCUCUUGUGGAAGUUCCACUCGCCUCCAGGGGCAGGGAGGGCCACUGCAGGCUUGCCCUCUCCAGGGUCCCAGCUCACAAGGAGCCCUUGGCAUUCAAUCUUUUAUGGCUUUAUAUUGUUACAGCAGGAGUGUUUUCCUGUGUUUUGUUUCCCCACCUGAAAUACAGGCUGGUCAAGGGCAGGGAAUACAUGUUUGUACAGGUCUGUGUUUGAGAACUUCCUUGUUCAUCCGGUAUAACAAUCUAUACCAAGUAGGUUCAUUUUUACCUCUUAAGUGACUAGUAGGUGCCAUGGGGAGCAUCAGAAAUACUCAAGAUGCGGUCCAGGCCUCAAUGAAUGUAACUUACCAGGAUGGGCGUGUCACCGAAGGCUUCUGGUGCCCAUCUGUCCAGUUGCCUGGUCCUUACGUGAAAUCUUGACCCACUUCUUCAACUUGUCUUGGACACUCGAGCACACUCUUGGGGCCCGGAGGCCUCUUCCAACCAAGUUGUAUUUCUCUGGUGGAGAAAAAAAGUAAAACAGCACUGUUGCUUUGGUGUGAGACCUGGAGGGAGGUCACUCGAAAGCCACGUGGACUCGGAUGAGGGCCCGCAAACAGAACCCAGCAAGAUGAAGGAAAACGGUAUUCUUCGAAAGCCCAGUUUUGUGUCCCUUUAGUUGGGAGACAACAGUGUUAUCUUGUGGGUGUUGGGCGCCGACAGAGUCCACUGAACCCACAUGACCCCGCCGAUAGGGAGCACCGCCAUUGGCCCUGGAAUCUGAGGAGGAGGUGCCCUGGAGCAGGCCUGGGCCUGGUUAGCAGCUCUGCAGGGCAUCCUACCUUGGAAACAGCACAGUUUGGCUUCCAUGUCUUCUGUGGGCUUAGAGAAUCCUUUUUUCACCGUGUCGUCAGUAGGGACAGAGAACCAGGAGGAGCCCUCACAGCUUCCCCAGGUCAGGAGGGAAAAUAUGGAAUGUGUUUUACCGCUGACUGAACACAACCCAAUGAACUGUCCUGACAGUAGUUUGAAAACCAGCAGUUAGCAGUUUGUCCAGCCGCAACAUCAUCCGGCACUUUCCAGAGCAGACUCACUGUUGACAGGAACUCUCAGCCUCACGCCCCAUAGAACCUCACGCUCGGCCGAUUUCAGAGAUUUUCGCACAAGAAAAGCACCCAGCGCCCUGCGUCCACAAUGGCGAUGGAUGAGUACCUGUGGAUGGUCAUCUUGGGUUUUAUCAUAGCUUUUAUCUUGGCGUUUUCUGUGGGUGCCAAUGACGUUGCCAAUUCGUUUGGCACCGCCGUGGGCUCGGGCGUGGUGACCUUGAAGCAGGCCUGUAUCCUGGCUUCCAUCUUCGAAACCACCGGCUCGGUGCUGCUGGGGGCCAAAGUCGGAGAGACCAUCCGGAAGGGCAUCAUCGACGUGAACCUAUACAACAACACCGUGGAGACGCUCAUGGCCGGGGAGGUCAGUGCCAUGGUCGGCUCAGCUGUCUGGCAGCUCAUUGCGUCCUUCCUGAGGCUCCCAAUCUCGGGGACUCACUGUAUCGUCGGGGCCACCAUAGGGUUCUCCCUCGUCGCAAUUGGUACCCAAGGUGUGCAGUGGAUGGAGCUGGUCAAGAUUGUUGCUUCUUGGUUUAUAUCUCCACUGUUGUCUGGUUUCAUGUCUGGCGUGCUGUUUGUACUGAUCAGAAUGUUCAUCUUAAAAAAGGAGGACCCUGUUCCCAACGGCCUCCGGGCGCUUCCCGUGUUCUACGCCGCCACCAUCGCCAUCAAUGUCUUCUCCAUCAUGUACACCGGAGCCCCAGUGAUGGGCCUGGUCCUCCCCAUGUGGGCGAUCGCCUUCAUCUCCUUCGGGGUCGCGCUGCUGUUCGCCCUCUUCGUGUGGCUCUUUGUGUGUCCGUGGAUGCGGAGGAAAAUAACAGGCAAAUUACAAAAAGAAGGUGCGUUAUCGAGAGCCUCUGAUGAAAGUCUCAAUAAAAUUCAGGAAGUGGAGUCCCCAGUAUUUAAAGAGCUGCCAGGUGCCAAGGCCCAAGACGACAGCACCGUCCCCCUCACAGGCUCGGCUGCAGAGCCCUCGGGGACCUCAGAGAGCAUGUCGGGGGGUCACCACCCCCGGGCCCCAUAUGGCCGGGCGCUGUCCAUGACGCACGGCACCACCAAGUCACCCGUGUCCAAUGGGACCUUUGGCUUCGACGGCACGGCGCGGGCCGACGGCCACGUGUACCACACGGUGCACAAGGACUCGGGGCUCUACAAGGACCUGCUGCACCGCAUCCGCGACGAGCGGCCGGCCGACGGGGCCCCGCGGCAGCUGCGGCGCAACAACAGCUACACGUGCUACACGGCGGCCAUCUGCGGGCUGCCCGGCCUGGCCACACGCCGCAGCGACACGCCCGCGCCCGAGGACAGCGAGAAGCUGGUGGCCGAUGCCGUGGCCUACUCGCGCCGCCGGCUGCGCUACGACAGCUACUCCAGCUACUGCAACGCCGUGGCCGAGGCGGAGAUCGAGGCCGAGGAGGGCGGCGUGGAGGUCCGGUUGGCGCCCCCGCUGGCCGAGCCCGAGCCGCCGCGCGACGACCCGGCGGAUGAGGAAAAGGAGGAGAAGGACUCACCCGAGGUGCACCUGCUCUUCCACUUCCUGCAGGUCCUCACCGCCUGCUUUGGCUCCUUCGCGCAUGGCGGAAAUGAUGUGAGUAAUGCCAUCGGCCCCCUGGUGGCUCUGUGGCUGAUUUAUGAACAAGGUGCGGUCCUGCAAGAAGCCGCCACUCCCGUCUGGCUGCUGUUUUAUGGAGGGGUUGGAAUUUGUACGGGCCUCUGGGUGUGGGGGAGACGAGUGAUCCAGACCAUGGGGAAGGACCUCACCCCCAUCACGCCGUCCAGUGGCUUCACCAUCGAACUGGCCUCGGCCUUCACCGUGGUCAUCGCCUCCAACAUCGGGCUGCCAGUCAGCACCACACACUGCAAGGUGGGCUCGGUGGUGGCGGUGGGCUGGAUCCGCUCACGGAAGGCUGUGGACUGGCGCCUCUUCCGCAACAUCUUCGUGGCCUGGUUCGUGACGGUGCCCGUGGCCGGGCUGUUCAGCGCUGCUAUCAUGGCUCUCCUCAUCCACGGGAUCCUUCCGUUCGUGUGAUCGCUCCUUGGCGGCCAGCAAACGGGGGAUGGUCCGCGGCGUGUGCGUGGGUGGUGUGGGCUCACACGCACACGCUGUGCCCACCACGGGCUGUCCCCCGGCCAGUGCCUCCACGCCCCUCUCAGAUGUUCCAGACCACUGUCCACCCAGGUGUAGAGUCAUCGUCCAGAGCUAACUUAACUACUGUACAUAAUACUGUGCGUUCAACUGGUAUCGUGGCAACAUAACAUGGUGCGGUUACUUAUAUAUUAAAUAUAUAUUGUAUACAUAGAAUAAUAGCUAGUAUUAUUUCAGACAUCCUCGAGAUGGGAGUGGAGCUUCCUGCCUAGAUUUCAAUAUUCAACAAAUCUUUGUACAUACCGAUUUCAGCAGCAGAUUUUAAGAGCCUUUUAAAAGGAAAGUGUAGACUGGAAGACGGUGUUUCCCAUCUAACACACUGUAUCGUGAGUGAGACACAGGCAGCGGCGUUGGGAGGCAUCCGCGUGCUGCUGAUACACUGGAACAGGAGCUCACCAGUGCUCUCACUGAAGCCCUGUUCAGAUACUGUGUGCUGAUUAUGUAAUAUAUCAUGGAUUGCUUCUGUAAAUACUUAAAACUGUAAUUUUUUAAUGGUGUGCUUCCCUUAUACUUUUUUGAUCAGAGAAUUUUGGAAAGUACCAAAGAAGCAGCGGAAUAGUUUGCCAGUAUUAUAUUUUCAUACUGUUUGUGUCCCCACCCCACCCCCACUUUCUCACUAAUCCCAGGAUUAAUCCUGGGUGUGGCGAGACCACCUGGAGCAGGGUGUAUGGUGUGAUGCCAGCCCCCACCACGGGCACGUCCCACUUCCGGCCCCCACCAUACCCCGCCCCGCGGCCCGCGCCAGAUCCUGGCCCCUCGAUGGUGUCAGCGUAGAGGAGGUACCGACACGAGGACGGGUGACCGAGCACUACAUGUCAAGUCCAGUUUAAACUCCCGCCCCCUCCUCCCCUGCAGCCUGAAGAAUGGGACUCUGACCUCGGUCAUGAGGCAAGUGCUUUGGCCUUUUAGAAAUCUGGGAGUGGGGAGGGUUGACCUGUUAAGACAAUACACUGGACUUGAGGACUUCCAUGAGGCCUUCACGGAGCGGAGCAUCCCUGGUUGCUCUGCUGUGGUCCCCACUGGAGUCUUCUCUUUUUUUGAUAGCGGGAGGAAGUACGACUAAUGCAAGAGCCUGAAACUGUGGAAAUGCUGCUAAAACUUUUAUAUUGACAAACACUUUCUCGGUACUUCAUUGUGAUUUUUCAUUAAUCAACCAUAUUAAAUUUAUAAUAAAAAAUGCCCCUCAAAA